AUGCAGACGAGACCAGUGCGUGUGCUGAGCGAGCGCAUCAUGAGCCGGGGCUUUGAGCCUACCGUCGUGCGCCUUAUGGAAAAGGUCCAAAAGGUGGUGCGGGUGCAGCCCGGACUGAUCUCAUUGGAGACGCUGAGCGACGUGAACGACCACCAUAAAUACGUGGUGCUGUCCGAGUGGAAAUCACUCCAGGACUACAAGGCGUGGACAUCGAGUAAAGCGCACCGAGAGUGCACGGAACAGAUUGACGAGGUGUUGGACGUACCUGGCAAGCAAACGACGAUUUACAAGCAACCGAAGGACGACAUUUUUCUUCUUUAG
Peronospora matthiolae is the source of this 321-nucleotide messenger RNA. NCBI's taxonomy places the organism in Eukaryota, Oomycota, Peronosporomycetes, Peronosporales, Peronosporaceae. The record is from the annotation of a GenBank genome assembly.